UGUUUUUGUCUUUACAUCGAUUGAAAAAAAAUGAUGCGAAAUCUGUCGAACGUUUUAUUAUUGUUAAUAAUUUCAUUGUCAUCAUGUUUGAUGGUGUUCGGCUGGGAUAAUGGCCUAGCUCGUACACCACCGAUGGGAUGGUUAUCAUGGAUGCGAUUUACUUGUGAAAUUGAUUGUAACACUUAUCCUGAUGAAUGUAUCAAUGAAAAGCUUUAUAAAGAUAUGAUUGAUCGAAUCGUUGAUGAUGGUUACCUUCAGGCCGGUUAUCAAUAUGUCAAUAUUGAUGAUUGUUGGAUGGCCAUGGAUCGUGAUCCGAAAACAUCUCGAUUAAUUGCUAAUGAAACAAGAUUUCCAUCCGGUAUUAAAGCAUUGGCUGAAUAUGCACAUUCAAAAAAUGUUUUGCUCGGCAUUUACGAAGAUAUUGGAACACUAACAUGUGCAAAAUAUCCCGGUACAUAUUACCAGAAUAAAGAUCAUACCUUUAUUGAUGCAGAAACAUUUUCUGAAUGGAAAAUUGAUUCAGUUAAAGUGGAUGGAUGCUAUGCUGAUCCGAAAAAAUUUAACAUCACAUAUGUAGAAUAUUCAAAAGCAUUAAGUCAAGUUGAACAUAAAAUACUAUAUGGUUGUAGUUGGCCAUUUUUCAAGGCAGAUUUUUCCGAAAAUGAUUAUAAAUUAAUCAGAAAAAGUUGUAAUUUAUGGCGACAAUUUGGUGAUAUUGUUGAUUCAUAUCAAAGUGUUAAAUGGAUUAUUGAUAUGAUGGGCAUGCAUAAUGAACGAUUUAUCCGAUAUCAUGGUCCAGGCGGUUGGUUUGAUCCAGAUAUGUUGAUUAUCGGUAAUAAUGGCCUUUCAUAUGAACAAAGUAAAACACAAAUGGCAUUCUGGUGUAUGUGGUCGGCACCACUAUUCAUGUCCAAUGAUUUACGAUCAAUUCGGCCGGAAAUGAAAGAAAUCCUGUUGAACAAAGAAUUGAUUGCAAUCGAUCAAGAUCCAUUGGGCAUUAUGGCACGAAAAAUUACGAUUAAUUCGCAAACACAUCAGAUAUGGGUGAAAAAACUAUCCACAUCCAAUGAUCAUCUUCCAAAUCCAUUUGCAGUUCUAUACUUUAAUAGUGAACAAUUAGGAUCGCCUAAAUAUAUGUCGUAUCGAUUAUCAUCACUUAUACCCGAAUUGAAUCAAACAAUUAGCUAUGAUGUAUAUGAUUUAUAUGCAAAAUCAAACGAAUCCUAUUUGGAAACAUUGAAAGCGGAUCAAAAUCUUCGAUUAAAAGUACCAACAGCUGGUAGUGUACGGAUCGUAAAAUUAUUGCCAAAAUUAUUGUACUGUAUUGUUUCCGACAAGCUGAUCGUGAUGAUGAUGAUGACUACGACGACGAAAUUUUUGAUUUGUUUUUUAUUCUCGUUUACAUUCACAACAUUUGUUUAUGGUUGGAAUAAUGGACUUUCACGUCGACCACCAAUGGGAUGGCUAUCAUGGAUGAGAUUUGCUUGUGAAAUUGAUUGUAAACAUUAUCCAAAUGAUUGUAUCGAUGAAAAGCUGUAUAAAGAUAUGAUUGAUCGAAUCGCUGAAGAUGGUUACCUUCAGGCCGGUUAUCAAUAUGUAAAUAUUGAUGAUUGUUGGAAUGCACAUUAUCGUGAUCCGAAAACAUUACGAUUAAUCGCUAAUCAAACCAGAUUUCCAUCUGGUAUAAAAACAUUGGCCAAAUAUGCGCAUUCGAAAAAAGUUUUACUUGGUAUUUAUGAAGAUGUUGGCACGCUUACAUGUGGUGGUUAUCCCGGUACCUACUAUAAUAACAUUGAUCAUACCUAUAUUGAUGCUGAAACAUUUUCCGAGUGGUCAAUCGAUUCAUUAAAAUUGGAUGGAUGUUAUGCAGAUACGAAUAAAUUCAAUCUAACAUAUCCAGAAUAUACUUUGGCACUCACAAAUGUUCAACAUCCAAUUAUAUAUUCAUGUAGUUGGCCAGCAUAUCUAAAAAAUAUUAGUGAUGAAACAUAUUCAGAAAUUCGUGAUAAUUGUAAUCUAUGGCGUAACUAUAAUGAUAUUGUUGAUUCAUAUCAAAGUGUUUUUCAAAUCAUCAAGUAUUAUGGCCAAAAUAAUAAACAAUUUAUCCGAUAUCAUGGUCCAGGCGGUUGGUUUGAUCCAGAUAUGUUGAUUAUUGGCAAUAAUGGUCUUUCAUAUGAACAAAGUAAAACCCAAAUGGCAUUCUGGUGCAUGUGGUCGGUACCUUUAUUAAUGUCCAAUGAUUUACGAUCAAUUCGGCCUGAAAUGAAAGAAAUCCUGUUGAACAAAGAAUUGAUUGCAAUCGAUCAAGAUCCAUUGGGCAUUAUGGCAUCAUUGGUCAUUCAAAAAUCAAACUGGCAAACACAAGUGUGGACAAAGAAAUUAUCACCGAUGAAUAAUAAUGAAUUGAAUCCAUGGGCUAUUCUUUAUUUUAAUGGCCAUCAAUUAGGACCAGAUUCAUAUAUGUCAUAUAAAUUAUCAUCGCUCAUACCGGAAUUAAAUCAAACGAUUAGCUAUGAUGUGCAUGAUCUUUUCAAUUCAAAUGAUUCCUAUCUGGGUAAAUUGAAACCAAAUCAACAACUAGAAUUAUUGGUUCCAACAGCUGGAAGUGUACGAUUAGUUAAAUUGAUUCCAAAAAUUUGAAAUUAAUUUUCAAUUUUAUUUUAUAAGUCAGUUUAAAACCGAAUUAAAAAAUUUAUUAUAUAA
Molecule: messenger RNA, 2703 nt
Organism: Dermatophagoides farinae (American house dust mite)
Lineage: Eukaryota; Metazoa; Arthropoda; Arachnida; Sarcoptiformes; Pyroglyphidae
Product: alpha-N-acetylgalactosaminidase
Biological process (GO): glycoside catabolic process; oligosaccharide metabolic process
Cellular component (GO): cytoplasm
Molecular function (GO): alpha-galactosidase activity
Source: RefSeq, a predicted model, not a curated record